Messenger RNA from Ichthyophthirius multifiliis, 561 nucleotides. RefSeq names its product mitochondrial precursor, putative. The record is from RefSeq and is a predicted model, not a curated record. Gene Ontology annotation, molecular function: nucleic acid binding; 3'-5'-RNA exonuclease activity. Gene Ontology annotation, cellular component: mitochondrion. Lineage: Eukaryota; Ciliophora; Oligohymenophorea; Hymenostomatida. The transcript has a single exon.
AUGUAAAACUCUACUCCAGUUUUUCUUUGGAUUGACCUAGAAAUGACAGGUUUAGAUUUACACGUCAGAAAUGAUUAAAUAAUCGAAUUAGCCGUAGUUUUAACUGAUUCGCAUUUAGAAAAUAUAAUUAAAGGUCCUGAAAUUGUAAUAAAUGCUCCUAAUACACUUUUAGAUACAAUGGAUGAAUGGAAUUCAAAACACCAUAAAGAAAGUGGACUUUAUGAACAAAGUUUAAAUAGUAAAAUAAGUUUAUAAUAAGCAGAAGAAUAAGUUCUUUAGUUUUUAAAAAGUAAUAAUGUUGUAUAAAGACAAGCUUACAUUACAGGAAACUCGGUGCAUUAAGAUUACAGAUUUCUUGAUAAGCAAAUGCCUAAAUUAAUUGAAUUUUUACAUUAUAGAAUUAUUGAUGUUUCCACUAUUAAAACUUUAGCUUAAAAAUGGAAUCCUGGUUUACUAGCAGAUGCGCCUGUGAAAAAAAAUUAACAUAGAGCUUUGGAUGAUAUAUUAGAAAGUAUUGAAGAACUUAAAUAUUAUAAAAGUAGUUUUUUUAAAAUUGUUUGA